Cylicocyclus nassatus is the source of this 360-nucleotide messenger RNA. Lineage: Eukaryota; Metazoa; Nematoda; Chromadorea; Rhabditida; Strongylidae. The record is from the annotation of a GenBank genome assembly.
AUGAGCGAGAAUCGCUCAGUGAAGGGUAAUGCUGGUGGGAAACGUUAUACGUUCCGCGCGGACAUGAUAGAAUGGCAGGCAGUAGAGUUGGAAAGGAGUCGUCCUACGUCAGUGGCGACGACCGAGAGGGCCCCGUCGGAAAGGGUUAAUGAAAUCAUCAUUGAUUCGUCCGACGAAGACGAGUCAGAAGAGGGAAGAGACUUCCCCAUGACUAGUAAGGCAAGUGCGCCACCCGCCGACACGCAUCCAAUGCCGCCGCCUGCAGUCACCCGCCCACAUCCGAAGGAAGGCCAGGAGGCAACUAGUGGGGAGCCCGCUAAGAAAAAGAGGAAGCGCUCAAGCGCUGCAAUGAAUGUUUAA